GCUAUAAAAGGCUGUUCUGAUGGGAGAGGAGCUGUUCGCAGACUGCGAUUGAGGCGACUCACACACGAACGCACUCAUUUUAGGGGAAUGUUUCGUGAUGGCACGUCUAAGCGCAAUGCUUAUGUUUUGGAGAGCGAGUAACUGAAUGAUUUCGGUUGCUCAGUAGCCUACCUUGACGUACAGUACCGGGGGCCAGCUGUAUUUCGGUUAAUUUACAUGUCGCCAAUCUGGUGUUCAGUGGCUGCUGAUUUUCACCCCACUAUUCUGUAUAGUUAAACAAACAUUGAAAAUGAAAAUUAAUUUCGGAACUGUGGUUGUUGUUGCUGGCUUCGCGGGGAUGUUAAGUUUUGGAUUCCUGGCUGCAGCCAUCGGGAGUGAGUACUGGUAUAUUAUAGAGGUGAACAAACUGAACCAGACAGACUCGGAGGAACUGAACUCUCAUUCUGGACUGUGGACGACGUACGAAGGGAGAAGUGGCAGUGCUCAUUCCAUCUACUCCUUCUCUGACUCCUCUGGAUACAAUUACACCGAGCCGGAACAGCGCAUACGCAGCAUGCAUAGGAUGAUCGUGAUCCUGCUGCCACUCAACCUGGUGCUGCUGGUGUUCGGCGGUAUCUGUGGCCUCGUUAGCGCCCUGUCACGGAGCCCCGCCCUCCUAAUUGGCUCCGCCUCCUACAUCUUCCUCUGCAGUCUCCUCACCCUGUGUGGGGCCUGCCUGUACCUCAGCUACUCCCAGCAGGCCCUGGAGGAGUUGCAGCGGCAGGUGGGACUGGAGCUCAUGGCCCAUGUGCACUUGUGCUUCGGCUGGUCGCUGGGCGUGGCCUGGCUGGCCUUCAGCCUGGAGGUCCUGACUGGGACUCUGCUCCUGCUGGCUGCCAGGAUGGCCUGUGUGAAGCACCAGCGCAACCCAGCAAAUAUCUGCACCUCCUCCUAUACAUACUGCACCUCCUCCAACACCUACAGCACCAAUACCUAAACCACCCCCUCCAAUACCUACUGCACCUCCUCUGAUACCUACUGCACCUCCUCCAACAACUACAGCUCCAAUACCUACUGCACCUCUUCCGAUACCUACUGCACCUCCUCCAAUACCUAAACCACCUCCUCCAAUACCUAGUGCACCUCCUCCAAUACCUACUGCACGUCCUCCAAUACUUAAACCACCUCCUCCAACACCUACAGCUCCACCACCAACACCACCACCUCUAACACUGACAGCUCCACCACCAACACCGCCACCUCCAAAUCCUACAGCACCAACACCACCACUGCCACCACGAACACCUAAACCACCUCCAUCUCCCAACACCUACGCCACCGAAACCACCCCUCCAGCACAGCCAAUUACGGCACACAUGCACCCAGCCACUGCACGAUGAAUGAGCAUAGCUAACAUACUGCAGUUUACACCCAUUUCUGUGUGGCAUCCAAACUAAUAACCAGCAUUUAUAUUGUUAUGUGGCACACUGGACAUGUUGUUUGUCUACAUUAUUAAGAAAUUAAAACAUUAUUAAUAACAUAAAUGAUUGACAGGCCCAUAACAUAAUAAAAGGUGUAAGAAGUGUGUAACUUUUACUGUGCCACUGCUGGUAAAACUCUUGUACCAAAUUAAUGAAAAUAUGUAGAUACAUCCGAAUUGAAUCAAGCUAUUCAUGUGAAAGAUACCAGCAAUUAAAUGUCAUGCAUCCCGGAUUCUAUUGUUACAUAUAUAUUUAUUCUGUGAGACUUGGACUUGAAGAUCUGCAGUGUUAUUUCCAGCGCUGAUGGUGCGGUGAGUGAGAGGGCGGUUCCUGGCUUCCAUGUUAAACUCCAUCAGCAGCAGUGGCCUUGAGCUACAGAGGAAAAGGAUUUCUACAGCCACGCCUUUCAGAAGCAUUCUCAUUGGACAGGAGAGAGCUGGGAGGAAGCCCGUUUUAUCCCACUUGGCCAGUUUGCCUGGGCUGUUUGGACCAGGUUCUCCUCCCAUUCCUACUGCUCCAUUGUGUGGUCAUUAUUUAAAGUCAGACUGUGGGAAAUAAUUGAAUUUAAUGAGAGAUUCCAUGCA
Anguilla anguilla (European eel) is the source of this 2044-nucleotide messenger RNA. Its product is annotated as transmembrane protein 235-like. The transcript has 4 exons. NCBI's taxonomy places the organism in Eukaryota, Metazoa, Chordata, Actinopteri, Anguilliformes, Anguillidae. Gene Ontology annotation, cellular component: apical plasma membrane. The coding region runs from base 290 to 976 and encodes 228 amino acids. The record is from RefSeq and is a predicted model, not a curated record.